AUGAGGCGAGAGCGUUAUGUACUUGAUCUGAAAUUUCCAGGUUUUCCUAUCCAGGUGAAACAAUUGCCACGUGAAGAAAUGUUCAAUGAAGUCUACUCUAACGAAAUUUUCUGUGAAAAGGUUGGCAAAGUAUUAACUGACGCAGCCAUUGGGUGGGUUUAUGGAUCAUGGUCGUCAUUGCCGGAUAUCAGCAGUAUCUAUCGAGAUGGGACUGACUUUCAUACGCCUAGUGGCCAGUUUGCAUGGGACCAAAACAUCCAUUUCACCAAUCAACGUCUCCAAGGCGUUAAUCCAGUCGUAUUAGAAUUAUGUACUGCAAUUCUAUCUGCUUUUAAAGUUACCAACAACAUGAUUAAACCGUUCUUGGAAGGCAAUACCUUAGAUCAGGCCAUUAAGACGAAGAAAAUGUUCAUUUAUGAUUUAACAAUGCUACAGAAUGUACCAGUUGGGGGUUCUCAAGAAAAUAAAGAGCUUAUUAAUUCAUAG
This is a messenger RNA of Trichoplax adhaerens, 486 nucleotides long. RefSeq lists its product as uncharacterized. Lineage: Eukaryota; Metazoa; Placozoa; Uniplacotomia; Trichoplacea; Trichoplacidae. The record is from RefSeq and is a predicted model, not a curated record. The transcript has 5 exons. Gene Ontology annotation, molecular function: metal ion binding; oxidoreductase activity, acting on single donors with incorporation of molecular oxygen, incorporation of two atoms of oxygen. Gene Ontology annotation, biological process: lipid oxidation. Bases 1 to 486 code for a protein of 161 amino acids.